This is a messenger RNA of Zingiber officinale, 1053 nucleotides long. RefSeq lists its product as uncharacterized. Gene Ontology annotation, cellular component: chloroplast. Lineage: Eukaryota; Viridiplantae; Streptophyta; Magnoliopsida; Zingiberales; Zingiberaceae. The transcript is spliced from 6 exons. The coding region runs from base 1 to 1053 and encodes 350 amino acids. The record is from RefSeq and is a predicted model, not a curated record.
AUGACGCUUUCGUUUGGGUCGGCUCCGUCGUCGUCCUCAUCCUUCCGCUGGUCUUCUCUCUCUACGCCCUCCGCUUUCCCACCUGCUGCUUCCACCUUCCUCCCGUGGAAGCUCAAGUCAGCUCCAUUUAGAUGUUCUGAUCAAAAGACCUAUAAGAAUAGCGUGCAUGGAGUGAAAGGACUAUCAGCACAGACUUCCUAUAGGUAUUUCAAACUGAAGAAUCAGCUUCUGAGCAGGCUAGAGAAGUUUGACUUGUUUUAUGAAGAAAACUCCUCAAAAAGCAGUUUGUCUGAUUUUUCUGGGAGAUCUGAUGGAAAACCUGGGUUUAUAUCAUUCCAUGGCUACCAUUACCUUAGAAAUGAGGUUGAAACUAUUUCAAGGGAGGGAAGAUAUAAAAUUCUUUGGUUUGCUGCACCAACUGUAUUGGUAGCCUUCUUGGUUUUCCCCUUGUUUUACUUGCGAAAGAUACUUUCUACCUUUUUUGAAGACUCUUUAUUUACAGAUUUCCUCAUAUUAUUCUUCACAGAAGCUCUUUUCUACAGUGGAGUUGCAAUCUUUGUUAUGUUAAUUGAUGUUCUGUGGAGACCUAUUCAAGCAAAAUUACCUAAGAAAUUAUACGUGUUGAAAAUUCAACGUCUUCCUUUAACUUCUGUAGUUACAUCUGCUAUGCCACUAAUAAUACCUCUCCUGACAAUGGGCUUGGUUUGGCCUUGGACUGGACCAGCAGCCUCUGCUAUUCUUGCACCAUACUUGGUCUGCGUGGUGGUACAAUUUUCUUUCGAGCAGUAUGCUUCUCGUAAAAAAUCACCUGCAUUGCCUGUUAUUCCCAUUAUUUUUCAUAUAUACAGGCUGCACCAGUUGAAUAGAGCAGCUCAGCUAGUGUCGGCACUAUCUUUGUCAGUUAGAGGCACUGAGAUAACAUCGCAAACAACAACCAUAAGCAACUCGUUAGGAGUGCUGUUUACCGUUCUCCAAAUCCUCGGCAUAAUUUCAAUUUGGUCACUUUCAAGUUUCCUGAUGAGGUUCCUUCCUCCUUCUGAAGCAGUUUUCUAA